Rhizoctonia solani is the source of this 624-nucleotide messenger RNA. RefSeq lists its product as uncharacterized. NCBI's taxonomy places the organism in Eukaryota, Fungi, Basidiomycota, Agaricomycetes, Cantharellales, Ceratobasidiaceae. The record is from RefSeq and is a predicted model, not a curated record. The transcript has 7 exons. Bases 1 to 624 code for a protein of 207 amino acids.
AUGCCGGGGAACUUGGAUUUACCCGUGCGAGUUAGACCAUGUUUUGUAGCUUUGACAUUUGUUAUUAUGCUUCUCUUAUCACUUCUAGGCUUUACGGACUUGGCUCAUGAGAUAAUCAAUGACAAGCUUGAACAUUUUCUGGCACUCGGGACUGCAACAGCACUUUUCUACCUAAUAUUUGACGUCGAAGAAGACGCAAGGAGAAUUUGGAUUUGGAGACAUUUUUCAAUAAUCGCCACUCUUGUAAUGUGUUUCUUAUUUGGUGGGAUUGUGAGCGAAAUAGUCCAGUCGUUCUUCCCAAACAAAACAUUCCAAGCAGGCGACAUUAUGGCCAACUUACUGGGAUCAACCGUGGGAUUGUACGUUGCUUACAUGAUCGAACGGCACCAUCGUCACAGGCGAGAAAUAGCUCGCUUGUAUCAGCCUCUCAAUGCGGGCGAGCCAUCCCCGACCUCUUCAGAAGAAGACUUAUCACUUCCUUUACACGCCAAUCCAUCCAAGUCAAACACAAAACCAAAAGGUGGCGCUCGAGUUGGAAAUGUAUGGGACCAUCAUUCCAGGGAGGAGCUUUUUGGGAUCGGAGAGGACGACAUGAGCGACAAUGAAAACGGAAACAGGAGAUGA